UGUGAACCGUACAGAAAUUAGCGGGAGGAAUUAUCGGGAUGUUCAAAAAUUAGGGAUAUAUAAAUUAAACUUGUAUAAAACUCGCAGUAAAAAGAAAAGCAAAUUAUGAAGGUCUAAAAAAGAAUGUAGAUAUAGAAUUCUUGUCCGGGGAACACCUCUUCAGAUUUGCAGAAGAUCAAAAUCCCAUAAUGGCAAACGCCGCGUCACAGAUGUUUAAAUUAAUACUUCUUCUUGGAAUAUACACAGCUUUUGUUUGGGGCAAUGAGAUUCCAGAAUCGGCUGAAGAGAAAAUUAUCGGUUGUUAUUUGGAAACCUGGGCAGUAUAUCGUAAAGCAGAGGAAAAAUUUGACAUAAAGAACAUCGAUGUGUCCCUUUGUUCCCACUUAUUUUACAGUUUUGUAGGACUUGGUGCAGAUGCUUCUGUUCGACUUUUGGAUCCAGGCCUAGAUAUAAAGAAUAGUGGAUUUAAAAAGUUCAAUGAUCUUCGGAUAAAGAAUCCAAAAUUAAAAACCAUGGUCUCAAUGGGUGGAUGGAACGAGGGAUCCGUUAAUUACACUAAAGUAGUCAAUAAUCCGAUUCUCCUUGAAAAAAUGGUUGUUAAUGUUGUCGAGUUUGUUAAAAAAUACGGAUUCUCUGGAUUCGAUCUUGAUUGGGAAUAUCCAAAUCAACGUAAUGGAACUGAUUCUGAUAAGAAGAAUUUUGUUUUACUCUUGAAGAAACUCAGAGAAAAAUUCGAUAAAGAGGACCUUAUUUUAUCUGUGGCGGUUGGUGCUAGUAAAGAAACUGCUGAGAAAUCGUAUGACAUUAAGGGAAUAUCUAAGUAUGUGCACUUCAUAAAUUUAAUGACUUACGAUUUCCACGGAAUCCUUGAUAAGAAUAAGAGAGUUGGUCAUAAUACUCCAAUGCAUCAUUCACCAAAGGAACAUGGGGAGGAUCGCAAGUUGAACAUUGAAUAUGUAGUGAAUUACUGGCUUUUGGAAGGUGCUGAAGCGAAAAAGUUGAUACUGGGAACUGCCUUUUACGGAAAGUCAUAUACUUUGGCUGAUCCAAAGCAAGUUGGUAUAGGAGCACCGUUUUCUGGUGAAGGCAAAAUUGGUUCAGGAGCAUAUUACCAUAUUUGUCAAUUGGCGAAAAAUCCAGAAUGGACGCAUAUCCGCGACCAUGUACAGCAAGUGCCAUACAUGUACAAAGAGGAUCAAAUUAUUGUGUAUGAUGAUGUUCAAUCAAUUAUGAAAAAGGCUGAAUUUGUUCUAAAAAAUAAGCUUGGUGGAGCUUUUACGUGGAGCGUAGAUCAAGAUGAUUUCUAUGGGAACUGUGGAGAAUAUUCCCCGCUUUUAAAGACUUUGAACCGAGUCCUCCGAAGAAGAUUUUAAUUUCUUGUGCAUAUAAUUGACCAGGAAAUAAAAAAGUUUAGUUUUCAAGCUAAAAAGUCGAUUUUUUAAGAAAACAGUUGACUUUAAAACCCGAUAAGAAGAACUGA
Molecule: messenger RNA, 1480 nt
Organism: Belonocnema kinseyi
Lineage: Eukaryota; Metazoa; Arthropoda; Insecta; Hymenoptera; Cynipidae
Product: probable chitinase 2
Exons: 6
Coding region: 189-1373 (394 amino acids)
Biological process (GO): carbohydrate metabolic process; chitin catabolic process
Cellular component (GO): extracellular region
Molecular function (GO): chitin binding; chitinase activity
Source: RefSeq, a predicted model, not a curated record